AAAUGAUAUGUUGCAGUGGAUCAAAGAGGACAUGAACGCGCUUUUAAAACUGUGUCUUAACUCCAAGCACGACACUGCCCUUCGUGAUCUACUGUAUGAUACAUUGCUAACUAUUGCGGAGAGUGAUUUACUUCACGUCAAAAUUGGAUACGAUUCACCAGAGCAGUUGAUGUUUAAUUAUCAAAUGAUUAUGCCAUUUGUGUUGAACUCUCAGCUUCCGAUUCCUGAUUCGAAAAGUGAAGAAAUAACAAACUGCUUAUUUGAUCUGAAAGGAUACUCCGUUAAAAACGCAUAUUGGGACAUGCUUCAGAAAACUAUCCAAUACAUUUCCCAUCAAGACAAAAACAGUACCAAUAACAGCAUUCAGUUUCGCACGAUACGAACUCGCAUUUACAUACUGUUGGGAAAUCAUCUUGUUGAUCAAAUGAGUGACGAUUCGGAAGGAUUUUUAGCUCAUCAAACCACAGUGAUGUCCUUUUUACUGUACCCAUUGGAAUAUGACCAGCUACUUUUAGUUGAGAACGUGAAGGAACUCUGGACUAAGCUGUAUGAUGAAGUGGUAAAGCAUGACUCAACAUGUUGUGAAUUAAAAAAUACAUUCUGCGAAAUGAUAAAAGCCAUGACGGUCGCAAAGCAUGGUUACAAUCUCGCAGUUCUGGCAGAUUUCUUCUGUUACAUAAUACAGUCACUGCCAGCGCACUUUGAAUCUACAAGUCCACCCGUAAAAGUGUUGGAGCUUUUUAAAGAUGUUUCUAGAAAAGGGCUCGCCUACAAAUCGAAUCUGGAUCGCGUGGAGGUAAUGGUACGUUGCUUCCGGGAACUUUUGGAGAAAUUUGACGCCAGAGACAUAUUGAUCUUGGUUUUACCGAUAAGGAAUGCAAUUAACGAGCUGGUUUCGAAUGAAAAUGGGUUGGCUAUGAACGAAGUGAAAAAAACACUUAAAGUUGUAACCAACAAAAUGCUUUUGAAGGAAAUGGCUACCGAUUUGAUCUCUCAGUCCAAUGAUGUGAAAUGGAAUUAUAAAAUGUUACUCAAGACCUUAUUAGAUUUACCAGAGGAUUUAAAAAAGGGUUGGAAAACUGCGGAAAUGAAAAAGCGUAUGAUGGCCUGUGAAGGUAACAUUAGCAACACCAAAACUCCAACACGUAAAACACCUGACGAUGAAUUCGUGGUGAUAGAAAAGGUAUGGAAGUUCCAACCGGAAAUGCUAACCGAACAUCAACGGGAAAAAAUGAUGGAGAAGCGAACAGAUAUUCCUGCAUUGUACAACGAUAUGAGCCAAUCGCAAGACAGUUUCGUUAUAAAACCGUGGACACCAAGUAAGGGUGUUGCUUCGUUAAAACAGGAACGUACUAAAGCUACCGUUGCUGUCACCACUGUUGACAACGCGCCUCCAAACCCGGUAGAAAGCAGUAUUCCAGCAACAGAAAUCAUAGAAACUGUAUCGAUAGUAGAAAGCGAUCCACUUAUAUCGACGACAACGGACAGUGCAUGUGAUUCCAACACGCACCGUUUAGAUAAAGAAAACAACAAUGGGAAUGUUCUGCGUGACCAAUCAGUAACAUCCUUAGAAAAGGAGGGGCAAACCGAAUCAGAAGAAGAUAAGGCGGCCGAAAAGCAACAAAACAGAAGAAAAUCCAUUUUAGAUCAACUGCGCAUCGACACAGUGGAAGGUAAAAAUCUUAAUGUGAUGAAUUUGUCGCGCACGCGGCAUUCGGAAUCAUUGGAAACGAGAACCACAAGACGGAAAAGUAUGUCGAGUCAAAAAAUGGGGAACGAGAAAAAAAGAAAUAAUGGUGAAAUUAUAAACCGAGACACUAAGAGUGCUUCUGCGUCAAAGGCAGUUAAAUCGAAAGGAUCACAACAACGAGAAAGGCGAAUGUCUAGAAAACUGUUAAAGUUUGAAAACGACGAACAAGCUACCAACUCAACGCCGUCUUCGUCGAGUCAACAUCAAUCCAAAGCUGAUGUAUCGGAUGAUGUAAUCGAAUCUUCUCAAUCCGACUCAUCAGAAACGACUAACAGAAGAACUUCCUUUGCUAAGCCUAAUGCUCAAGAACCGAAAGAAAAAACAAUCGCCCCAUCGGCGCCAAGCACAGAAAUGAAGCAAACUGAAGAGAUCACGCUGCAAGACGAAACCCCUCUUCUAUCGCCCAUCAAAGAAUUGAAUGCUUCUGACACUAGCUCAGGCACUAAAGUAAACGACGUACAAAAUAAUGAUUCAGACAAUUCUGUACUUCCGAAUCAAAAGAAAGAAACUGGGGUAACUGUACCGGCAGAAACAAAAGAAUCACCUAAAAAAGGGAUUAGCUGCGAUGAAAGCACUAGGAAACCUGAAACACACCACCAAAGUUCUUCAACGAGUUCUGCUUGUGAACAACAAAAUGCUGUAGUAACAAGUCAAACUGUUAUGCUGUCUCCAAACAGACGCUCCUCUCGGCUGUCUCUGGAAGAUAACAAGCAGAACAUUGGCAAGUUGGUUGCUUUUUCGCCAAAGAAAAUGUUGGAAAACAAGAAUGUGGCAACAUUAUUAUACAGUCCCUCCAGAUCAAUGCAUAAGCAAGAAAUAAUGUGCAAAGGUACGCCGUCGAAAAACACUAAUGAUGCCUGCAAUAACGCAAUGAGAGAAGCGCUACAGAUCGGUAGCACGUCGAACAGCAACACUAAUGACAAAGAUGAAUGUAAACUAGUUGAGAAUCGGAGCGGUUUGUCUAGCCCCAAGGUUGCACGGUUCAGUCCAUUAGUUGUGUUGGAACCGAUUGUAAACCUCGGAAAGCCAUUGCAGGACGUCGAUGGAAGUGAACCAAAAGACAUCUCUCAUCCCAUCAGCUCAGCGAUGGUAACGCAAAACGACGAGAAACUUUCUAGCUGCAAUGCACAGCAAUCACAGCCAUCCGAAGAACAUCGUGCAUCACACCUUAAUCCUGCCACGCAUGUAGAUACGAAUGCAGAUUGCACCCCUAAGGUGUGCCCAGAACAACCGAUGAUAUCUGUAGAGCAAUCCACCCGUGAACAAUCAGAACUUGGCAUGGAACAACUUUCUCCUAUUAAGAAUUUGGACGAGGAGAUGGAGCCGCUGAAUAAGUCACUCAAUCGUAGCAUAGUAUCAUCGCCAGAUCUUGCCGGUGUGGAAGAUAGGAAUGCCGAUUUGUUGAAUAGUACAUUGAAUAUUUCUCCAAUAUCGGAAGAGAAAGGUACCAUGACUAAAUGCGUGGAUAGUGGAGAGUUGGCCGGUAGCGCUGAUAGACGUUCAUCUGGACGUAUUGUUGGCAGAGAACGGGAAAUAAUUCCAACCAGCAACACAUCCGUUCAAACACCUCUUAUGUCCCGUCGCACUAAGCCCGACCCAACACCGCAGACUCCUUCAGGGUCGAGUAGUGGACUUAAAGCUCGCCGUCAGCAGCAGCCCUCUAUUCCACGAAGUCCAAGGACAAGUAUGAUCGGUAUGGGUGGGCGUGGUGCACAGCUGAUCAAUUUGAUCCGCAACCAACAAACCGAUCAAUCUCCAAAACCGAACACUCCUCCCCAAAAUGCAUCGACACCGAAGGGAGGCCAAUCAUCAGCAACUGCAAACCGUCUCAUGAUGCGCAAGAGAGCCAUUGUAGGGAGUGCCGCUUCUUCAGCACCUGUUGAUGACAGCCCAGCCUUAGAAACGUUGAAAGAAAGAGAGGAAAUGAGUCAUAAUAAUCCAUCUCAGUACUUGGUUUUCUCGAAAGUACUUCCUUCACCACAAGCAUCGCCAGCAGGUAGCAUACUGAAACGUAGGCACAACCAAGAUGAGAGUGGUGAUGAUAUUGAUUCACCGAUUAACAAGCGAAAACGCGUAAGCUUUCACGAUCCUCCUGUAUCUCUUACCAAGGAAUACAUUCGACAAGUGGAAGAGUGUCGUCCAGCAUCAGUGAGUCGCAGUCUGCAACUAAACAGCAACAUUAUGUCGUCAGCUGAUAGGGCAAAGUUUCUGAUGAGACGUAAAAGCAAAUCAGAUAGCAUUUCAGAACUGCAAAACUUUACCAACGAGCAGACAAAUGCAGCAAAGAAAAUGGAUGCCGCGAUCUCAGAGAAUGCACCGAAUGACGAGAAUAUGGAAGGUGAGGAAGAGGAGCUAACAUCUUCACCGGAAUCGUUGGAUGAGCACGAGUUCAUGAUGCACGAUGGUACGAAUAAUAUGACCGCGCUGCAGGUCUCCUCUGACUGUAUGGAUGUGGAUGGAAAUGAAAACAAAUCUAAUUCGAAAUCAAAAUAG
This is a messenger RNA of Anopheles merus, 4243 nucleotides long. RefSeq names its product telomere-associated protein RIF1-like. The coding region runs from base 8 to 4243 and encodes 1411 amino acids. NCBI's taxonomy places the organism in Eukaryota, Metazoa, Arthropoda, Insecta, Diptera, Culicidae. The transcript has 3 exons. Gene Ontology annotation, cellular component: nucleus. Gene Ontology annotation, biological process: telomere maintenance. The record is from RefSeq and is a predicted model, not a curated record.